Molecule: messenger RNA, 1236 nt
Organism: Mangifera indica (mango)
Lineage: Eukaryota; Viridiplantae; Streptophyta; Magnoliopsida; Sapindales; Anacardiaceae
Product: 39S ribosomal protein L45, mitochondrial-like
Exons: 12
Coding region: 154-1059 (301 amino acids)
Cellular component (GO): mitochondrion
Source: RefSeq, a predicted model, not a curated record
AUCUAACACCGGGCCCGGGCCCAGGCCGUCUUUGCCCCACUCUACUCUCCUUAAACCCUUCAACAACAGCAAAACCUUUCUGUCUCAGAUGAUCAAAAUCAGAUCACCAAAUUAGGAUUUUGAUUUUGUUUUUGUUUUAUUGCUAAUAAAAAGAUGGCUUUCUUGAGAAGAUUGCAGGCUGUCCGUACUCUAUGUCGAAAUUUUGAGCUUCAAGAAUCUACAUAUCUGCGUGGGAGCUCAAGAAGUUAUUCAAGCACUGUUUUCAAUGUUCCUAAGAAUUACCGUUGGAGCAUUUCUUCUUACUUGUAUAAGGACCAGAAUGCUCUUCCUUGGACUCAUGGAAGUACAUUGACAGUUCAUCCUCUCAUGGCUUCCAAAUUAUUGAUCUUUUGGAAUGACAAAAGGUUUGUAACAACAGCAGCGAAAGCCCCUGCGCAAGGACGGCAGAUGGUUUCUCUUAAAGUGUCCAUGUUGAGCCCUGGAUUCAUAUAUGAACCUUACGCACCUCGUGAAGCAAUGCCAUUUUGGCGGAGAUGGUUUACGAGAAAUGGAUGGAGAAGAACGAAAGAUGAUAUCAUAUUAGAGCUGAAAAGUGCCUACGCCAUUACCAAGUUGAGGAAAACUGGAUAUACAAAACAGAAGUUCUACAAAGAGGCUGUAGAAUUGUAUAAGGAGAUAAACACUUUGGUGGCGAGUGGGGAGAAAACUUCAAUAAGGAAAGCAGUUACUGAGAAUAUGUACUCUGCACUCAAGAAUGAAAUUAAACAAAGGGAAUCCAUGUGGAGUAAGGUGUAUUGGGAAUUGGUUGAGCCAAUUGUUAAGAUACGAACGCUGCGUGCUCGGCUGAUUGGUGUUGACCAAAAGGACCUCAACAAAGUGUUUGUACAGCUUACACUAGAGUUUCUGGCAAAGCAGAAAUUUGAGGCAUAUGAUUCAAAAGGCGCUGUUGUUGCCGGAGAUAAAAAUAAGGAGGUUCUUGUCCGUGACAUCUGGGUAUUUGAAAAAUCUCUCUUUCAUCCUGGAGCUUAUUGGCGACUAUGUGGGCGGAUUAAGGUCUAACCUUGCAUUGCUUGACUUAAGAACUGGUCUACUAUACAGAUGACUUGCCCAAUGAUAAAUUUUGCUGCUCAAUUUUGUAAUUUAUGCAAUGUCUAUGAUAAAUAUUCGUUUUCCUUGUUUUAUGAAUUCAGUUUGAGAUCUGAAUUCAGGGGAAUAAAUUAAUCUUCCUUUGGUACA